UCUGUGCCUCGGCUCGCCGUGUCCCCGUUGACUCUCGCGACACGGCACUCUAAUCGUCCACUUCGACUCUCUCUCGAUUACAGUCCAUCGGCUGGCUGUACCGUGCGAGAUAGGAAUCAUGUUCUCCCAGAAGAAACCGUACUCGGCAGUGACCGUGACUAUCGAGUCAUUGACGAGUGAAGCGGUGCCCGUCGAUGAUUUGAGUGGGAUUCCAGACCUCGUAGAGAUCAUCAACAUCCAGGAUACAGGCCCUAGAGAGGCUUCACGCGCCAUCCGGAAGAAGCUCAAGUACGGGAACCUACACCGCCAGCUCCGUGCCUUAACCAUCCUCGACGGGCUUAUUCAGAAUGCGGGAUCUCGCUUCCAGAGAACCUUCGCGGAUGAAGCCCUGCUCGAGCGCCUGCGUUUCUGCGGUACGGCAGAGCUGUCCGACCCGGAUGUGAAAAAGAAAUGCAGGGAACUUUUUGCCGGCUGGGCUGCCGAGUACAAGAACACGCCAGGCAUGGGGCAAGUUGCCAAACUACAUAGGGAAACCCCUCGCCGCAAACAAGUUGUUACGCAGAAGGAGUCCAAGGCUAUCAAGGAGACAGAGAACCCGUUUGGCGAAGAGGACGACGACGACGACGCCGAUGGUAAGCCCAGUCAAGCAGGGUUUUCCGGAGGUCACUCUAGAGCGUCGUCUCUUUCCAACCCGCUGGCGAAACAAGCCUCACCCGCCAACUACGACACGAAAAAAGCAAAGAAGGACAAAAGGGGCAAAAAGUCCAAAUUCAACCUGGCAGCCGAACAGGGGCAGAUGAAGACAGUCAUCGCCGAAGCAUCAAUCAUGGCGACCAAUUUGACGAACACUCUCCAAACCAUCAAUCGGGAACAAGAGAGGAUUUCGGAGAAUCAGAUCGCAUCGCACCGGUUCGAGGAAUGCAAAAAGCUCCGGCGGAAGAUCUUGCGUUAUAUUCAUCACGUUGAGGAUGAGGAGUGGCUGGGCAGCCUGCUGACCGCCAACGACAGUCUGGUCACUGCGCUCAUGAUGUUUGAACAGCUGGAUCGAUCCAUCGACGCGGACAGUGACUCGGACGACGAGCUCGCUGAACAGGCCCAUCUUUACCGAAUGGCGACGGAGAAAGGCAAGGGCGUAGAAUCAAGCUCGUCCACUAGUCCUCCGGCUUCGGGCAUGGCCAACCUUCACCUCAGCCCAUCGCGGCAAUCACCGACGGCGUUGCGUCCGCCGCCGCCCCCCCGUCCGUCGGCAGCGACGAAGCCCUCGUCAUUUUUCCCACGUCCCCGUACCGCGGAGAGUCACAAAGAUGACAUGAACUCUGACAUAGACGCGGAUAGCGGCGAUGACGAGGAGGAAAAUGACGAAGAUAAUCCCUUUGCCGACCGAAACGCUGUGCCGGCUGUGGCGCAGGGCAACUAGGGCAGUCCACCUGCGGGAACUAGCGGCGCGGCGACCAACGCGAAUUUGGGCCAUGUCCAGCCGGCUGACAAUGAAGGGGGAGGAGCAGAGGCCAGUGGUGUUGAUGGGGUUGAGCAAGGCGAAGGGGAUGGCGAGGCAGGUGGUGAGAUAGAUGAGAGCCCGGACGGUAAAACCGAAAAGGCGAAGAGGAAACGGAAGAAGGCGCGGGAGAAGGCGGCCAGGAAGAAGGCUGCCGCCGAAAAGAAGGCGGAUAAGAAGAAAGCUGCUGCUGAGAAGAAGGUGGCCAAGGAGAAGGCGGUGGCUGAGGAGAAGGCGGAGGGUUUGAAAGGAUUAGGGGACUUUUUUGGCAUCACAGAUGCCUUUAAGAAGUAGACGACGUGGUUCCUUACGCA
Molecule: messenger RNA, 1809 nt
Organism: Chaetomium fimeti
Lineage: Eukaryota; Fungi; Ascomycota; Sordariomycetes; Sordariales; Chaetomiaceae
Exons: 4
Coding region: 119-1417 (432 amino acids)
Biological process (GO): actin cortical patch localization; actin filament organization; endocytosis
Cellular component (GO): actin cortical patch
Molecular function (GO): phosphatidylinositol binding; ubiquitin binding
Source: RefSeq, a predicted model, not a curated record